AACAAAAUCCAUUUCCCUUUCUUGCAUGCAAGUUCCCGGUCCUCUCAAAUCUCUCUUUUCCUAUUUUCCUCUCUAUUCUUAUCCUCCUCUCAAUGCAAAAGGAAACCAAGUCUUAGAAUGUCCUACGAUAUGGGUUCAUCCAUCAAAGCACCACACAUCUGCGGACGCAGUACUCAGCUCAGACGUCGAAUGCCUCAAAUGGCAAGCCUACCUCGCGCUUAGAGGCCUCAGCAAUAUCCGAGUUCGUUUCGACGUCGACGCACAAGGAGCUAUCGAUGGUCGGUUGCCAAACCUACACGUUCCCUUCGACGCGUCUACGACGUAUUCGUGGACAGCAGAGAGUAACAAGAAGAAGGCUAUCUCAACUGGACCGAUAGAUGACAGUACUGAGCUACUUUCGGCUCCGCAUAUUGUUGAAUGGGUCGACGUGAAGCUUGCGCAUAGCGCGAUGGACGAUUCAUGGGAGGGUUACAGGGACGAAGCAACUAAAGAUGAGAGCAGGGCUUGGGUUUCUUUGCUUGAAGGGAAUGUUCAUGCAGCGUUGAUCUUAUCCCAGCCCACCCAAUCCUUCCUUGAAUCUCUACUAGCACCUCCAGCUCCCCCUCCCGCCAGUCCCAGUCUCGAUUCAAUCCUCGUUCCUCCGCCUCCUCCAUUAACUGGCCUUUUCUCUUUCAUUCCUUCGUACUCUCUUACGCUCUUUAGUCCCUUCGGAAGUACUUCGAAUACUACUGGUAGCGUUAGGAUCUCUCCCGCAACUAGAAAAGCGGUUUUUGAAAAGUAUGCGGAUGCUAUCAAGGCGUUGUCGGAAAAGCUGGGGACAGAUAAAUGGUUUUUGGGAUCAGAGCACCCUACUCCUCUAGAUGCACUCAUCUUUGCGUAUCUAUAUUGUAUACUUCAGUCCUCGGAACUUGUUCGUACAGAAGUCACCAGAAGGGUGAACCUUGUAGCUUGGGAAUGGCGCGUACGUGGUACAGUCAAAGCAGCGUUCAAAAGGGCAUGAAAAGGACUUUCUAUAGAUAUAUUAGUAUACAAACAAGAGUUGCUAAUGGUGUCAACAAACUCUACAGUAUGCAGUCUCAGAUACUAUUCGCAGGCCUUUGCUCUUUCCUCGCAUAUAAUUUCCUACCUUACGAAGCUUGGCGGUCUACUGAAGAAUUCGGCGAGUUCUUUCAGUGGGCACUGGUUUUCUUCAAUCUGUACGAAAUGCAUUAAUAUUCUGGCAAGCAGAU
Lentinula edodes (shiitake mushroom) is the source of this 1229-nucleotide messenger RNA. RefSeq lists its product as uncharacterized. Lineage: Eukaryota; Fungi; Basidiomycota; Agaricomycetes; Agaricales; Omphalotaceae. The record is from RefSeq and is a predicted model, not a curated record. Bases 26 to 1000 code for a protein of 324 amino acids. The transcript has 3 exons.